This is a messenger RNA of Pipistrellus kuhlii (Kuhl's pipistrelle), 5871 nucleotides long. RefSeq names its product laminin subunit gamma 3 (gene LAMC3). The record is from RefSeq and is a predicted model, not a curated record. Bases 46 to 4755 code for a protein of 1569 amino acids. The transcript is spliced from 29 exons. NCBI's taxonomy places the organism in Eukaryota, Metazoa, Chordata, Mammalia, Chiroptera, Vespertilionidae.
CGCACGGGAGCGCAGCGCAGGGCACAGGGUGCCAGUGCGGGGACCAUGGCGGCCGCGCUGCUGCUGGGCCUGGCGCUGCUGGCGCCGCGGGCGGGCGCGGGGAUGGGCGCCUGUUACGACGGCGCGGGGCGGCCGCGGCGCUGCCUGCCCGGGUUCGAGAACGCGGCGUUCGGGCGCCUCGCGGAGGCCUCGCACACGUGCGGGCGGCCCCCCGAGGACUUCUGCCCGCACCGGGGCGCGCCGGGCGGCGCCGGGCCGCAGUGCCAGCGCUGCGACGCCGCCGACCCCCGGCUCCACCACAACGCCUCCUACCUCACCGACUUCCACAGCCAGGACGACAGCACCUGGUGGCAGAGCCCGUCCAUGGCCUUCGGGGUGCAGCACCCCACCUCCGUCAACAUCACCCUGCGCCUGGGGAAAGCGUACGAGAUCUCCUACGUGCGCCUCAAGUUCCACACCAGCCGCCCCGAGAGCUUCGCCAUCUACAAGCGCAGCCAGGCGGGCGGCCCCUGGGAGCCCUACCAGUUCUACAGCGCCUCCUGCGGGCGGACCUACGGCCGGCCGGACGGCCUGCACCUGCGGCCGGGCCAGGAGGAGCGCGUGGCCUUCUGCACCUCCGAGUUCAGUGACAUCUCCCCGCUGAGCGGCGGCAACGUGGCCUUCUCCACGCUGGAGGGCCGGCCCAGCGCCUACCACUUCGAGGAGAGCCCCGCGCUGCAGGAGUGGGUCACCAGCACCGAGCUCCUCAUCUCCCUGGACCGGCUCAACACGUUCGGGGACGACAUCUUCAAGGACCCCAAGGUGCUGCAGUCCUACUACUACGCCAUCUCCGACUUCUCCGUGGGCGGCCGGUGCAAGUGCAACGGGCACGCCAGCGAGUGCGGCCCGGACGCGGAGGGCCGGCUGGUGUGCCGCUGCCAGCACAACACCACGGGCGCGGACUGCGAGCGCUGCCUGCCCUUCUUCCAGGACCGCCCGUGGGCGCGGGGCACGGCCGAGGCCGCCAACGAGUGUCUGCCCUGCGACUGCAGCGGCCACUCAGACCAGUGCACGUUCGACCCGGAGCUUUUCCGCAGCACAGGCCAUGGCGGCCGCUGCCUGCACUGCCGGGACCACACGGCCGGGCCGCACUGCCAGCUCUGCCGGGAGAACUUCUACCGCUGGAAGCCCCAGGCGCCCUGCCAGCCCUGCGACUGCCACCCGGCCGGCUCCCUGCGCCUGCAGUGCGACGACUCGGGCACCUGCCCCUGCAAGGCCACCGUGACGGGCUGGAAGUGUGACCGCUGCCGGCCCGGGUUCCACUCGCUCAGCGAGGGCGGCUGCAGACCCUGCACCUGCCAUCCCGCCGGCAGCCGGGGCACCUGUGACCCUCGCAGCGGGCGCUGCCCCUGCAGAGAGAACGUGGAAGGCGGCCUGUGUGACAGAUGUCGCCCCGGGACCUUUAACCUCCAGCUUCACAACCCAGCCGGCUGCAGCAGCUGCUUCUGCUACGGCCACUCCAAGGUGUGUGCGGCCGCCGCCGGCUUCCGGGCCCACCACGUCCUCUCCGACUUCUGCCUGGGAGCCGAUGGCUGGCGGGCCGGCGGCACGGGGGACCCGGAGCGGCCCGCACGAUGGAGCCCCAGGGGGCUCCCCCUGCACCCCGAGGAGGAGGAGGAGUUCACAGCACCAGCCAAGUUCCUGGGCGACCAGCGGUUCAGCUACGGGCAGCCCCUCACCCUGACCUUCCGGGUCCCUCCCGGGGGCUCCCCACCUCCCGUGCAGCUGAGGCUGGAGGGCGCCGGCCUGGCCCUGACGCUGCCCCCCUCCCGCCCGUCUGACGCCGCGCGGCCCGGGGAGGUGCAGCUCACGUUCCAGCUGCAGGAGACCUGGGAGGACGCCGACCCCCCACUGCCCGCCUUCCACUUCCAGCGGCUGCUCGCCAACCUGACCGCCCUGCGCCUGCGGACCCGCCCCAGCCCAUCUGGCCAAGUGCUCCUGAGUGAGGUGCGGCUCCUGUCGGCCCAGCGGGGCCUCUCGCCCCCGGCCUCCUGGGUGGAGACGUGCUCCUGCCCCAGGGGGUACGUGGGCCAGUUCUGUGAAGCCUGUGCCCCGGCAUACAAGAGGGAGACACCCCUGGGGGGCCCCUAUGCCAGCUGCGUCCCCUGCACCUGCAACCAGCACGGCACCUGCGACCCCGACACCGGGAUCUGCCAGUGCAGCCACCACACCGAGGGCCCGUCCUGUGAGCGCUGCCUGCCAGGUUUCUAUGGCAACCCCUUCGCGGGCCGGGCCGAUGACUGUCAGCCUUGCCCGUGCCCUGGAGGGUCGCCCUGCACGACCCUCCCGGAGAGCAGGGAGGUGGUGUGCACCCGCUGUCCCCCGGGCCAGAGAGGGCGGCGCUGUGAGGCCUGCGACGAUGGCUUCUUUGGGGACCCGCUGGGGCUCUCUGGAGACCCCCAGCCCUGCCGGCGGUGCCAGUGCAGCGGGAACGUGGACCCCAACGCCGUGGGCAACUGCGACCCGCUGUCCGGCCACUGCCUGCGCUGCCUGUUCAACACGACGGGUGCCCGCUGCGAGCGCUGCCAGGAGGGCUUCUACGGCAGCGCGCUGGCCCCGCGGCCCCCCGACAAGUGUGUGGCCUGCAGCUGCCACCCCGGGGGCUCCGUCAGCGCGCGGAGACCCUGCGACCCGGUGAGCGGCCAGUGCGCCUGCCUGCCUCAUGUGACCGGACGGGACUGCGGCCGCUGCAGCCCGGGCUUCCACGACCUCCAGCCCGGGAGGGGCUGCCGGAGCUGUACGUGCCACCCGCUGGGCUCCCAGGAGAACCAGUGCCACCCCGAGACUGGGCAGUGCCCCUGCCGCCCGGGCGUCGAGGGCCAGGCCUGCGACCGAUGCCAGCGGGGCUUCUUCGGCUUCUCCAUCAGGGGCUGCCGGGCUUGCAGGUGCUCCCCGCUGGGCGCUGCCUCGCCCCAAUGCCACGAGAACAGCACGUGCGUGUGCAGGCCCGGCUUCGAGGGCUACAAGUGUGACCGCUGCCAGGACAACUUCUUCCUCACGGCCGACAGGGCGCGGUGCCAGGAGUGCCCGUCGUGCUACAGCCUGGUGAAGGCGGAGGCUGCCAAGCUGAAGGCCAGGCUGACCCUGAUGGAGGGGUGGCUGCAGGGCUCUGACUGCGGAAGGCCCUGGGAACCAAUGGACUUCCUGCAGGGAGAGGCCCCUCGGGGGGACAGCUACCAGGGCCACCACCUACUGCAAGGGUUCCGGGACGCCUUCCUGGUGCAGGUGACGGGCCUUGAGGGAGCCGUGAAGGCUGCCCGGGAGCAGCUGCAGACACUGAGCAGGAGUGCCCGCUGUGCCCCAGCUGGAGCUGACAAGACCUGCGUCCAGCUGGCAGACCUGGAAGAGGCCCUGGAGUCCUCGGAGGAGGAGAUCCUGCAUGCGGGCACCGUCCUCACGUCUCUGGUGCUUCCCCAGGAAGUCCCCGGCCAGCCCUCCAACUGGAGCCAGCUGGCCACAGAGGCCCGUGUCCUCGCCCGGAGCCACAAGGACACAGCUGCCAAGAUCACGGCCACCGCUCAGAGGGCUCUGCGUGCCUCCAACGCCAGUUACACGCUUCUCUGGAGGCUGGUAGAGGGCAGCGAGGCUCUGGAGGCCCAGCGGGAGCUGGAGGACAGGUACCAGGAGGUCCAGGCGGCCCCGAAGGCUCUGGGUGCAGCUGUGGCCGAGGCGCUGCCCGAAGCGGAGAGGGUGCUGGCCGCCAUGCAGCACGCUGGCGCCGACGCAGCCCCGCACCUGACCGCGCUGGCCGCCCCCGCAGCACUGCCUCAGAAUUCCCGGACCCGGGACCUGAGCCGGAGGGCGCAGGCCCUGGAGAGGACGGUCACAUCCAGGGAGCGCGUGGUCACGGAGGCUGUCCGGGCCGCCCAGGCGACCGCCCGCACCGCGCUGCACCAGGCGGAGCCCCUCACGCAGCUGCAGCGUGAGGCCAGCGCCGCCCUCACCCGGGCUUCCUCCUCUGUCCAGGCGGCCACGGUGACCGUCAUGGGGGCGAGGACCCUGCUGGCCGACCUGGAAGGGAUGCAGCUGCAGGGUCCCGGGCCCCGGGCCCAGGCCGCGCUGAGGCGGAAGGCGGGCGUCGUCCGGGGCCGGCUCCUGGCGGACGCCAAGAAGAAGACCAAGCAGGCGGAGAGGAUGCUGGGGAACGCGGCCUCGGUCUCCUCCAGUGCCGCCGAGAAGGGCGAGGAAGCCGAGCUGCUGGCCAAGAGCAGUGCCAAGCUCGCCAGAGCCCUGCAGAAGGAGGGGCAGAAGGCGCGUGGCCGUGCCAGCCGGCUCUCCAGCCAGACCCGGGCAACGCUCCGGCUGGCCUCCCAGCAGGCGCUGGCCUCGGGCGCACGGAGGCAGGCGCUGGAGGAGACGGAGCAGGUGGGCGCCGGGCUGAGCGCGCUGGAGCGGCAGAUCCGGGAAUCGCGGGCCUCCCUGGAGAAGGACAUCCAGGCCUUGUCCCAGCUGCUGGCCCGGCUGGAGUCGCUGGACACCCAUCGGGCCUCAGCCCGGGCCCUGAAUGAGACCCAGCGGGCCCUGGAGCACCUGCGGCUGCGGCUGGGCCCGCCCGGGGCCCUGCAGGGGAAACUGAGGCUGCUGGAGCGGGAGUCUGAGCAGCAGGAGCGGCAGAUCCAGAGCUUCGAGAGCGACCUCGCCGAGGUCCGAGCCGACAAGCGGAACCUGGAGGCCAUUCUGCAGAGUCUGCCCGAGAGCUGCACCAGCUGGCAGUGAGCGCCCUGGGCCAGGCACACCUCACCCGCGGGUGCCAGGAGCCUGCUGCUGCCACCCUCCCUGAGGGAACACUUCCCGUCCAUGCCACAGCCCUGCUCCAGCGGUCAGGGUGCAUUCCGGCCCGUGUCCCCCUCUCCCCCCACCCUGCCCCCGGCAUGUGCACUCCCCCCAUGCACACAUAAACGCACACCUCAAUAACACGGACACACAUGCACACGUACAUGUGUGGACACAUGCCUGUGUAUGGUGCACAUGUGCACAUACAUGCAUUACAGUUGAUCCACCGCUGAGUAUUGAGCACCCUGUGUGUGCGCACACCUGUGGAUGCUGGGAGCUGUUAUGUUAGGGACGCUGUGGCUUUAACACGCCACUCCCGCUCCAGGUGGGUAGCUGGGAGGCCCAGAUCUGGGGUAGGUUCAGCAAGAGCCAGAGCCCCAGUCCCAGAGUUACCCUCUGUCCCACUGCCGCCCCCCAUCCCCCACCCCUACACACACACACACAGCUCUGCACAACCAAGGCGCAGGCAGGCCAAGACACUCGGAUCCCAGAGGGUGCUCAGCAGUGGAGCCUGAGGCCGGGACUCCUGGGCCACGGUGCAGCCUGCUGGGCCUGGGGAGGGGCGGCAGCCCUCCGGGGUCAUUGCUUCAUGGGAUACUUUGUUCUCAGGACCCACGAGCCCCCCUCAGCCUGUGGCUGCCCAAAGAGCUGGGCCUCAAGGGCCAGAUGGGGCCUGGGUCAGGGGGCUCGGCUCAGGGAGCAGGGAGCUCCCCCUGUGACCUCCUGACCCCAGGUGGCCUUUGACCGAUGGACGCUUCCCAAACCGGCCCGUGGCUCUGGCCCCGCCUGCCGGGAGGGCGGCCUGCUGGGUGAGGAGGCCUGGCUGCCGUUCCAGUCCGUCCUGCUGGGGCAUCCCCUGUGGCCAGCCCUGCCCGCCUCUGCCCAGGAUCCCCUGGCAUUUCCUCCGGCGCUCCUCCCUUCCCCCCCCCCCACCCUCUUCCAACAGAUGGCACUGGGUGCCCACAGGGGGCCCAGGCCCUCCCGCAGCUCUUCCUGCCUCCAGCAGGGCGACAGGCAGCAGCACUCCAGUCUGUUUAACGUGGAAAUAAAGGACCUCUU